AGAAAACAAGCUCAGGAAAUAGUGGUGGAGAGAAGAGUUAGUGCGGUAAAGGGGCGGUCCUACUGUACUCAAAUGAAGGGAUAUGUAUAUUUACCCAAUAUCUUGCUCACUGCUGAGUCAAACCAAAGCAGCAAGGAUACAGCUCGUGUCUGAAGACCAGAAAGGACAUUUUUAUUGAGGGUCGAUUUUGGGAUAGGAAGACACAGCCGUGUGGUUUUCAACCAGUUUUGUUUGUGAGUAAAAAAAAAAAAAGGAUGCUUUAGUCGGGUCUCUCGAGCUCUCGCCUGGAAAAAAGGAAGAAGUGACCGCUAUUGUUUUGUGACAGGAGGUUUCUUUCGCAGUAUGUCACUGGAACACGCAAUUCUUGUUCACUAAAUGUACUAUUGAAUACGUGUAACUUGUUUGCUUAGACGUGUUUAAUAAGACGUCAAAUAGUGAAAAUAUAUUAUAGCACAAUGAAAUCACAAAUGUGCUAGUCGCAUUACCGGUCAAACGAGAUAGAAAGCUAUCUCAUCUAAUGUUUUGUUGUGGUUGCCCACAGCGCAAACUAGGCAUAUGUGUUUUUAUUUUACAAAAUUCGUUAGUGCGCAAGCAGCGCACGAGUGCCACAUUAUAAAUACAAAUACAUUGGUAUUCUGGACAACAGAAACAUGAUGAUGAUACAGAGCUAAAAACAAAGUUUACAUAAAGUGUAAGUGCACUGACUUUUUGUAUAUAUAAAUUAACCAUUUGUGUAGUGCGGUGCCCAUAACAUCUGAAAUCUCCAUUCGAUUUUUUAAGGGUUGAAUAGCUAUACCAGUAUACAGCAACAAGUCAAAAUAACUUGUAUCCGAUCAUCUUCGACAACUUUGGGUGAAGUGUGUUGUGCUGUCUUACCAACGCGCAAAUUGAGCCCCUGCGUCCAAGCGCUCUUUAGCUGUCAACUGAGAGCGACCGCAGGCACAGCUGCAGCAGCAAGUGUCAACGAGGACUGAACAACUCUUAUCGACAAAAUGACUGACGGACCAAGGCAACGAGGAUGUUCAGCGGCGUCUGGCGGGGAUGCUGGCCCCGAGUCCGGGAAAGAGUCCGGAGAAGGAGGGGUGACUCUGAAGAAAGAGAUCGGUCUUGUGAGCGCGUGCGGAAUUAUUGUUGGUAAUAUCAUCGGCUCUGGGAUCUUUGUCAGCCCUAAGGGCGUGAUGGAGAAUGCUAGCUCAGUGGGUCUGGCGCUGAUCGUGUGGAUUGUCACCGGCAUAAUCACGGCCAUCGGAGCACUGUGCUACGCCGAGCUGGGUGUCACUAUCCCCAAGUCAGGGGGAGACUAUUCAUACGUCAAGGACAUCUUCGGAGGACUGGCAGGGUUCCUGCGUCUGUGGAUCGCGGUGCUGGUGAUCUACCCCACCAACCAGGCAGUCAUCGCCCUCACCUUCUCCAACUACGUCCUACAGCCCCUCUUCCCAACCUGCUUCCCCCCGGAGAACGGACUGCGCCUGCUGGCCGCCGUCUGCCUACUUUUGUUGACGUGGGUGAACUGCUCCAGUGUGCGAUGGGCCACCAGAGUCCAGGACAUCUUCACAGCCGGCAAGCUGCUGGCCCUGGCUCUCAUCAUUAUCAUGGGCAUCGUGCAGAUCUGCAAGGGCGAGUACUUUUGGCUGGAGCCAGCCAAUGCCUUUGAUCCCUUCCAGGAGUACGACGUGGGGCUGAUAGCCCUGGCCUUCCUACAAGGCUCCUUCGCCUACGGAGGAUGGAACUUCCUCAACUACGUCACUGAAGAGCUGGUUGACCCCUAUGUGAAUCUUCCACGUGCCAUCUUCAUCUCCAUCCCCUUGGUGACGUUCGUGUACGUGUUUGCCAACAUCGCUUACGUCACCGCCAUGAGUCCUCAGGAGCUGCUGGCCUCCAACGCUGUUGCUGUAACGUUUGGUGAGAAGCUGCUAGGCGUGAUGUCAUGGAUCAUGCCCAUCUCUGUUGCUCUGUCCACCUUCGGAGGGGUCAACGGGUCCCUCUUCACCUCGUCACGGUUGUUCUUUGCUGGAGCCAGAGAGGGCCACCUCCCCAGUCUCCUGGCCAUGAUCCACGUGAAGCGUUGUACCCCCAUCCCUGCUCUGCUCUUCACUUGUCUGUCCACCCUGUUGAUGCUGUGCACCAGUGACAUGUACACCCUCAUUAACUAUGUGGGCUUCAUCAACUACCUCUUCUACGGGGUCACUGUUGCCGGGCAGAUCGUGCUGCGCAUCAAGGCACCCGACAUGCACCGACCAAUCAGGAUCAGUCUGGUAUGGCCGGUCAUCUACCUAUUGUUCUGGGCCUUCCUGCUCAUCUUCUCGCUGUACUCUGAGCCCAUUGUGUGUGGCCUCGGCAUGGCUAUCAUGCUGACUGGAGUGCCGGUCUACUUCCUGGGUGUCUACUGGGACAACAAGCCUGAAUGCUUCAACAGCUUCGUUGCCAAGAUGACCUACCUGGGCCAGAAGUUCUGUGUGGUGGUGUAUCCAGGGGAAACGAAGGGAGCAGGGAACGGGGAGGAGGGCGAGGAGCUGAAGGAGUCCCAGGCUCCUCUCUCGCAAGACGAUGGGGAGACACAAAAGUCUGCAGACUGCUAAACACACACCUUUAAUAGCCCCCCCCCACACACCACCACCGCCCACCAACUCCUCAACACACACACACACACACACACACACACACACACACACACACACACACACACACACACACACAGACACAGAGAAACACACUCUUAUUGAGGUAGAGUCAGAGUUUCAGGUAUAUCAUUAUGGCAGAGAGAGGAGUUAACACUCAUAGACUCGGAAAUACUCUUAGUGACACACACGGUUUUUAUGUGUUCACCCAUCUGAUUGUAUCUUUGUUUCAAUCACCAAUGUUGUGCCAAAUAGAGGAGAGGAGGAGGAGACCUAUAUAGACCUAUAUCCGGUCAUCAGUGUGCCACCUUUCAACGCUGCUUAUUGCAGAAGACAUAUCCAACCUGACAUCCUCACAGAUACACACUCAUCUUUUCAUCCUCUAAUCCUUUCAUUUACCCCCUUAACUACUCUUUUUUUCCCAUCCUCCUCAUCUUCCUCCACACACUCCCUGAACACUCCAUGAGUGAGAGAGCGCUGGCCAUUUUAAAGUACUCGUACUGUACUGUGGCAGAUUCAUCAUCAGCAUUGCUUUUGUGUUUUGUUUCUUUUUUGCCACAUUUUGAAUAGAAUUUGCCUUGUCUUACUGAAAACGCACCAACGCUGUAUUCCUUUAUCAAAACCAUCAAAUUCAGAUGAAUUCUUUGAAUGUUCUGUUUCAAAUACACUAAAUACUGUCUUUGAUUCCAAAA
Oncorhynchus mykiss (rainbow trout) is the source of this 3310-nucleotide messenger RNA. Its product is annotated as large neutral amino acids transporter small subunit 2. Lineage: Eukaryota; Metazoa; Chordata; Actinopteri; Salmoniformes; Salmonidae. Gene Ontology annotation, molecular function: neutral L-amino acid transmembrane transporter activity; L-amino acid transmembrane transporter activity. The record is from RefSeq and is a predicted model, not a curated record. Gene Ontology annotation, biological process: neutral amino acid transport; amino acid transmembrane transport. Gene Ontology annotation, cellular component: membrane.